AUGACGUCAUUAGUAGGUACUCUCAUUUCAAAAGAUGUAAAAGAGUUACUUCAUGAUAAAUAUAUUUUGAUUCUUGGUGAUUCAGUUGUGAGAGGUCUAUAUAAAGAUCUUAUUACAUUUUACAAUUCGAAUGAUCUUAUUAGCGAAGAAGAAUUACGUAUAAAAGGAGAAAAUCGUUUUUAUGGUGAUCGUUUAGUUAGUGGUGGUAUGCAAAAAGGACUUACGAAUGGAAUCGAUUAUGAAGAAGUUCGUGAAUAUACUGGUGGAGGUCGUCUUCGUAUUCGAUUUUAUUUUAUAACACGAUGUUAUUCAUCCUAUAUGUCAAAUGUUGUAUUUAAUGAUAUUAAAAAUCAAACGAUUAAACCAGAUAUUAUUAUUAUGAAUAGUUGUGUAUGGGAUAUAUCUCGAUAUGGUAUUGAUGCAAUGAGAUCCUAUCAACGAAAUAUUGAUCAUAUUAUGAGUUCAUUUCGUCAGAUGUUACCUGAUACACUUUUCUUAUGGAUUUCAGCAUUACCUGCUUCAAAUUCAUCGAAAGGAGGUGUUAUUAUACCAAGUGCUGAAUAUAUACGACCUAUUCUACCAGGUCUAAUUCGAGAUGGAAAUUAUCAUUGUUCUCAAUUGUGUGAUUUUCAUGAUGUUCUUUAUAUUGAUAUGCAUUCUGUAUUUUCUACUAUGUUACAUCUUCGUCGUGCAGAUGGAAUUCACUGGUGUGCACUUGCUAAUCGUGCAAUCACUGAAACAUUAUUAAAUCAUAUUAGAGCUUAUUAUCAUGGUGUAAAACAAUUCAAAUGUGCUUUCUUACGUGGAGAAUUAGAAAAUAAAAUUAAUACAUUUAAAGAACGUAUGAAAAAACGUAAUCCUAAUUCAACUGUGAAAUAUCUUGAUCAAGAGGUUUCGAAUAAUGAUAAUGAUAGUACUAGUAAAUCCAAAGGAAAACGAAAACGAAAUGAUGAUGAAAAAGAAAAUGAACAUUGUCAUCGAAAAAUGAUUAUAGAAACAACAGCAUAUAAAAAUGCAUUACGAACAGUUAUUAUACAAAAAACAAAUGAUGAAUCUGAAAUUAAACGACAAAAAAUACUCGAUAAUGAAAUGAUUAAAUUUGAUCAUAAUUAUUGUGAUAUUAUGUAUGAUAAUGAAUAUGAAGGUCUUAAUCUCUUACAUUUUUCAUCAUAUGAUACUGAUUCAAUCGAAGAAAGCAGUGAUCUUGAUGUAUUAAAUAAUAUUAAUCCAAUUAAAACAGAACAGAUAAAUGACAGUGGUUCUGAACUUGAUAUUAAACCUUCACAAAAUGUCCUAACAUCAAUGUCAUUAUCAAAAGCAAAUGAACCUCAAUACAUUGUUCUUUCUUCGGAUGACGAAGAUGAAACAACAACACAUAUUGUUCCUUCGUCAUCUACACAAAUUGUUUUACCUAUUUAUUUAUUAAAUCGUUUAUAG
This is a messenger RNA of Adineta steineri, 1437 nucleotides long. The record is from the annotation of a GenBank genome assembly. Lineage: Eukaryota; Metazoa; Rotifera; Eurotatoria; Adinetida; Adinetidae.